AAUUGAUCAGACGCGCCUAAUGAGCCGCGCACGGCGGAUUUCACGCAACGCACUUCUAAAUUCACGGUGACUUCGUGUUUCACUCGGUCACGGAAAAGUAAAUUCAUAUCAACUGAAAAUGAACAUGCGAGAAACAAAAAUUUGUUGGAGGUUUGGUACACCAAGCGUGCAACUUCUGUUUAUCAAGGCUUUAUUAGCCGGAAUUGGCUUCCACCUCAUCAUCGGCGAACUCUCGAGUGCUACUGACGCAGAGACAGAGGUGGCAUCUUGCAGCGCCAUUUCACUUUGUUGGAUACUUUCAUCUCCCAGGAGCAUCAUUGGUCUCACUCAAGUUAAGGUUUUGCUUGAUGGUAAUGAGUUUAUGACUACACAUCAGAGUCGCCGGGCAGGUUCUUUGCAGCUAAUGCUGAAUGCUAAAUACAUGUUAUCAUAUGAAAAAGGACGCAAGAGGGACGUCUACAGCAUUUCUGCCUCCUGCCCACCAACUGUGAGGAAUGUUUUGCAGCGCACUCAAGUUAAUAGAGUUCGUCCUUCCAACAGAACAGCUGAACUUCUAAAACAAAUAUAUGAAGAUAGUCAUAUCAACGUGUGUGAAAAGGAACCUGUUUAUGUGGUAGAUGAGAAAGAUAUGGUAUUACUUGUUGGUUACACGGAGCAAUUUCCAGUAAAGUUAGAAGCUCGAACAUUUUCCACAUUGCUGCUUUCCUGGAAGGUCUCUUACUCCGCAGAUGAACACUACCUUCACAGCAUCUUACUGCUUGAUAUCAGAAACAUCCUGCUAUGGGAGAACGCAACUGACAAAACCUCCUAUGAAAUUGUGGGCCUGAUGCCAUGCCAUAAGUACAGAGUUUGUGUCUCUUUGGCUAAUUAUCCAUCCACUAUAUGUCUGAUAACUCUAACAGAUCCAGAGAAACCAACAAAUUUCAGCAUAAUUCGCUCAGAAUCAAGCAGUAUCAUAGUUUACUGGGAUGGUCCGCUCCACGGAGGUUUUUCAUGGUUUAAUUUGACUGUCCUCCUCUACAACCCCUCUUUGGAUAUUUAUGUGCCUAUGGAUCAACCCUUUGAAUACCCAGAUCACAGCAUGGAGGUCAAAGUUGGUAACCUACCUCCAUGCAGCAAGGUGCGCUUCAACCUUGAAACAAUUUGUGAUGCAGGAGAGAUAACGCACAGUGAGAAGAUCAGCUUAGAUGGCAGCACAGGUGCAUCUGAAUUAGACACCUUGAGGCAGACUUCAGUUACCAGUGGAAGCUUUACCUUACAAUGGACUGCAAAAAGUCCUCAUUCGCAAAUUAUAUAUAGAGUUUACAGUAAUAAUGUACUGAAAAGGUCAACCGAUCAGACAUUCUACACUGUGACAAACCUGACUCCUUGUUCAACAUACACGGCACGAGUGGAAGCUUUUUGCCGGACUGGUGAGAUGACUGAAAAUUCUAUUGAAGCUUGGACAGGUCCCGGUACUGUCUCACACUUGCAUUUUGAUCAGCUGCAAACAAAAGCUUCCUGGAAGACUCAGUCUGGACCAAGCGUCACCUUUCGUUUCCGGCUGUUUGAUGGCAUGCACAAUAUAGUAAAGAAUGGCUCUCGGAAGCACCCACAGCUAUAUCUUCACAAUUUAAGGCCUGGAUCUUUCUAUGAACUGGAAGUGCAAGAGACAUGUUUUAAUUUGGAGGGCCACUCCAGUUUUCUAGAAUUUCACACUGAAGAAACUGGUUCAAGUUUGUUUGAAGAUGAUCAGAAGCAUGUGUCACUUGAACCAUCAUUUUCCCUAAUGCUACCAUGGGCUUUACCAGACUACCUUCAAGAGGACUCUUCAAAAUCCAGAGAACUUUUUGAAAAAUAUACUGAAAAGCAACUGGAGAACAUAUUCAGCAGUUACAAAAAUGCAAGCAGAGUGGACAUUACCUUGGAGGACUUUACCAAAAGAGAGAACAAAACAGAGAUUAAUUUUCAAGUUCGUGUAUUUUUUGAUGAUGCAAGCUCCAUUUUAUCUGAUGUCGAAGAAUGGGAACACAUUAAAUCUUUAAACCUCCCAUAUAUUGCAGAUUUGAAAAAUGGCACUCUUUACUGGAAUGACACUGAUGAGUGUGCAUCUUUCCAGCUUAAUAAUUGUGAUGACAAUUCUCACUGCAUCAAUACGCUGGACUCGUUUGCUUGUGUCUGUCAGGAUGGAUUCUAUGGUGUCAAAGAUCCAACCAAGCCUGAUGAGAAAGAAAUUUGUGAUGGAAGUGGGAUGUAUGUUCACUGUGAACUUGACCUCAUGAAAGUUGCAGUUUCCAAAGAGUUUGUAAGGGAGAAUGUGACUGAGGAUGCCAGCCUUAUGUUGAAUGAUGGCAGCUGCCCUCUACAAGAAGCUGAGAAAUAUUUCUUUUUUAUUGUCCAGGAAAACGACACAUACUGUGGGGCCUUAAUCAAGGAAAAUGACACGCAUGUGGUGUUCGAACAUACACUCCAUGCUGAUGUUCGAGUGGGACAGAUAAUUACUCGCAGUGACCUAAUGAUGAUCUGGCGGUGCAUCUUCCCCCGAAACUAUCUUCUGCAUACAUUUAUAGGACAGGUACAGAAUGAUAGACCUGUGUCUGUGAUUGUGAUUGAGCACAACACAACUGAGAUUCUGAAGCUGUCAAUGACUCUUUACAAGCGCAGCACAUUUGACCCUGACUACUUCAACAUCGGUGAAAUAAAUUACUCGCCAUCCAGUGACCUCUUUUUUGAGGUGAAGCUCCUUUCAACACAAGAAACGCUUGCCAAAGACUUUAUCUUAGCAGUGGUUUCCUGCUGGGCCACAGAGACCAACAAUCCACAUGAUGAAAGAAAAGUGGUGUUUUUAAAUGAAAGUUGCCCACUGGAUGAAACAUUUCGAUGGUACUCAAUAAAUGGGAUACAGCAGUGGAGCAGAUUUGCUAUACAGAUGUUUUCCAUUACCCGAAAUAAGCCCAUCUACGUUCACUGCAGGACAGAAAUAUGCACGACUAAAAGAAAACAGAAAUGUACAUGGGAGUGUGUUAAACGUGAAAACAAAAGGAAAAGGGAGUCUCACAAAGGAAUGUUUCAGCAAGUAAACACCAUUCUUUCAGUGGGGCCCAUCAUUGUUCCAGAUCAAGAGCACACUACAGAUGAAUCCAAGAAAUGGAUUUCUUUUUGGGCACAGUAUGAAAAUGUGCUGGCCUUUGUUGCAAUUGUGGCGGGUAUUCUCCUUUCAAUAAUUUUAGGCAUAAUAUUAUUGAAAGCCAUUAUACGCUCAAAAGAGAGGUGACCUAUGAGAGGUGUGCUUUAUCAAAACCACCUUUCGCUCAUAAUGGACAUUUAUAAACUUUCAUAUUUGUAAGUGUUCACUGGGGUGAAUUUUCUAAGUAAAGAAAAUAUGAAACACCCCCACCCCCUACUCAAGUCUGAUCAUUUUAGAUGCUGGCUACCAUUGACUAGUAAAAUGCCAUUUACAUUAUAUAGUGUCUUUAUAUAUUCCCAUGGUAUUAUAAUAUAACUUUCCAUGUAUUGCUUAAAAUGGGAGCAAAGUAACUUGGUCAGGGUCACACAUUGUUUUAAAUUCCCAGUGGUUUAAAGCCAGGGCCUUGUCUACAAACAACACAUUUUUCUCAUGUAUAUUAGUACAAUAAAAAAUAAACGGCACAUUUGCAAAG
Messenger RNA from Polypterus senegalus (gray bichir), 3638 nucleotides. RefSeq lists its product as uncharacterized. Gene Ontology annotation, biological process: neutrophil migration. NCBI's taxonomy places the organism in Eukaryota, Metazoa, Chordata, Cladistia, Polypteriformes, Polypteridae. Gene Ontology annotation, molecular function: protein binding; calcium ion binding. Bases 119 to 3253 code for a protein of 1044 amino acids. Gene Ontology annotation, cellular component: cell surface; apical plasma membrane. The transcript is spliced from 18 exons. The record is from RefSeq and is a predicted model, not a curated record.